UUGCUAAAGAAUAAGCCUGUACUAUGGAAAAAUAAGUCUUUUUCUUCCAAAUAUUUUUACGAAUACGCUUUUUUGACAUUGAAGUACGUUUUUUUGGAACUGCCAUUCAAAAAGGAAAUUACUUUUUUCUAGUUGUAUGUGAAAGACAUCUUUGGUAUUUAUACUCAGAUAUUGAAAGAUACUGAAAUUCUGAAUUAUUUUUUACUUUGUUUUAAUAAUAUAGAAUAUAUAGAAAGGUUUUCCGUUUAAAUCUAUUUAUAUAUAUUUAUAUAGUAAAGUAUACUCUAUAUAUAGAUAUAUGGUAUGGAAGCCUAUCCCCUAUAUAAGACGAGUGGAUAAAAAGAAGGGAAAAUAAAAAUAGUUAAUUAAGUUCAGAAUAGUAUUCCAUGUCUCUUAAACAAGGCAUUCUAAAACUUAGGUAAUUAUAGUCAUUAGGAUUUCAGUUCUAUAUGAAGUAACGACUAUUUGAUAAUUUAUUAUAAACAUGGGUUUUCUUUUUAUUGGAAUUCGAUUAAUCAGUUACAAAACAAGAGAGCUGUUUCAUCUUUGUUUUAAAGAAAUAUCAAAAUUAAUAGAAAGUAAAAAAAUGCAACCUUUUUUUUUAUUUUAAUAAAUAUCCUUAUUUAGGUAAUAACUAGGUAACGAAGUUAUUUGAUUAACUUUUUUAAUUUAAUUAAUUAAACCCAUUCUUCAUUUUUGCUUAUUCUUUUUAUUUAUUCCUUCAGAAAGAGAUAAGAAUUGGUUUGGUGAAUCGGAAACAAUUUUUUUUUAUAGAAAAAUUAAAGUAAAAAUUGCAAUUUCUUUUCUUAUGGAACAUACAUAUCAAUAUGCAUGGGUAAUCCCUCUUCUCCCACUUCCAGUUAUUAUGUCAAUGGGGUUUGGCCUUUUUUUUAUUCCGACAGCAACAAGAAAUCUUCGUCGCAUAUGGGCUUUUCCUAGUGUUUUAUUCUUAAGUAUAGCUAUGGUAUUCUCCAUUCAACUGUCUAUUCAACAAAUAAAUGGAAGUUCUAUCUAUCAGUACCUAUGGUCUUGGACCGUCAAUAAUGAUUUUUCCUUAGAAUUUGGAUACUUGAUUGACCCACUUACUUCUAUUAUGUUAAUACUAAUUACUACUGUAGGAAUCCUGGUUCUUAUUUAUAGUGAUGGUUAUAUGUCUCACGAUGAAGGAUAUUUGAGAUUUUUUGUUUAUAUAAGUUUUUUCACUACUUCUAUGUUGGGAUUGGUUACUAGCUCCAAUUUGAUACAAAUUUAUUUUUUUUGGGAACUCGUGGGAAUGUGUUCCUAUUUAUUGAUAGGCUUUUGGUUUACACGACCGAUCGCCGCGAGUGCUUGUCAAAAAGCUUUUGUAACUAAUCGUGUAGGAGAUUUUGGUUUAUUAUUAGGAAUUUUAGGUUUUUUUUGGAUAACAGGUAGUUUAGAGUUUAGGGAUUUGUUCAAAAUAGCUAAUAACUGGAUUCCUAAUAAUGGAAUUAACUCUUUACUUACUACUUUGUGUGCUUUUUUAUUAUUCCUUGGUGCAGUUGCGAAAUCUGCACAAUUCCCUCUUCACGUAUGGUUACCAGAUGCUAUGGAAGGACCCACUCCCAUUUCGGCUCUUAUACACGCAGCAACUAUGGUUGCUGCCGGGAUUUUUCUUCUAGCUCGGCUUUUUCCUCUUUUCAUAUCUCUACCUUUGAUAAUGACUUUAAUUUCUUUAGUAGGUACAAUAACACUUUUCUUAGGAGCUACUUUAGCUAUUGCUCAAAGAGAUAUUAAAAGAAGCUUAGCCUAUUCUACAAUGUCUCAAUUGGGUUAUAUGAUGUUAGCUCUAGGUAUAGGUUCUUAUCAAGCUGCUUUAUUUCAUUUGAUCACUCAUGCUUAUUCAAAAGCUU
Molecule: messenger RNA, 1871 nt
Organism: Lolium perenne
Lineage: Eukaryota; Viridiplantae; Streptophyta; Magnoliopsida; Poales; Poaceae
Source: RefSeq, a predicted model, not a curated record